Molecule: messenger RNA, 339 nt
Organism: Opisthorchis viverrini
Lineage: Eukaryota; Metazoa; Platyhelminthes; Trematoda; Opisthorchiida; Opisthorchiidae
Exons: 3
Coding region: 1-339 (112 amino acids)
Source: RefSeq, a predicted model, not a curated record
AUGUCCGUUUUGGAUGAAUGCAAUUUGGUUUGUCGAUCGGAUGCUCCAAGCCUGUGUGGUGUUGAACGGCUCAUGAGACCGACUGCACUGUACGCAAUUUACACCGAUGAGAUCGCGGCUGCUGUUAAGAAUGACUUCAAUCUAAUUAUAAAGCGAAGCCGGAAGGUGACUAGAAUGCCAGCAGCUGGGCCCGCAGAAUACCCUAUUCGCGGUGACCCAGCAAUGACACCAGAAGUUGUGGAACACUACACGUGUCUUGGGAGUUGCGUUAGCCCUGAAGGUAGUGGUGACAGACGAAGUGAACGUAUGAAUGUCGAAGGUCAGAAUUGUGUCUGCUAA